UAGUCAUUAGUCACUAUUUUUUUCCCCAAAAAAUUAGCAACUCCAACAAGUUACCAUACGUUUCAAUUCGAUAUAUAUAUAUAUAUAUACCAAUUGUACGGUGUCCAAAAGGAAAAUUCCGCAGUCUUUUGUGUGUUUCAAUUUCUUAUCAAACACAGAAACUCAAAAACCCAAUCACCAUAAAAUUGGAACAAAGCAUACAGUUAUAAUUCAAACAUCUUUAAGGUUGUCCGCGGACAAAAUGGAUAUUGAUCCUCGGCAAUACGAAAACAUUGCUGUCAAUGACAAUGAUGUUCACAACAUUGUCAUGUCAUAUCUCGCGCAUAAUUGCUUCACAGACACGUUGGAAUCAUUUACUGCCUCCACUGGCAUGAAACAGACUGCUAAUCAUCCCGAGGAUAUAGAGAAGAGAAAAAGGAUUUAUCAUUUGGCGUUAGAGGGGACUGUUUUGAAGGCCAUUGAACUUACAGAGCAGUUUGCUCCUGACUUAUUGGAGAAAAAUAAGGAUCUGCAUUUUGAUCUGUUGAGCCUUCAUUUUGUUGGACUUGUUUGCUCAAGAAAAUGCACAGAAGCUUUGGAAUUUGCGCAGGCGAAGUUGGCUCCUUUUGGGAAGGUGCAAAAAUAUGUUAAAAAGCUUGAGGAUUUCAUGGCUUUAUUAGCUUAUAAUGAGCCAGAUAAGUCACCCAUGUUUCAUCUAUUAAGCUUGGAGUACAGACAGCAAGUUGCCGAUAGUUUGAAUAGAGCGAUACUUGCAAAUUCAAACCACCCCAGCUAUUCUGCGGUUGAAAGGUUGAUGCAGCAGACAACUGUUGUAAGGCAAUGCUUAAGUCAAGAAUCCAGUAAGGAAGGGCACCCACCGUUUUCCUUGAAAGACUUUCUGAAGAGCUAGGUGAGCCAAUUUCUGAACAUGUUUCCAGCACUUGGGAGUAGCAAUUCUGCACCUUGAAGUCCUUUGGCAGCUUGAUUCGCAUUGCCUAGUUUUCGAAUGCAAAAAAUGGAAUGGGUGAUCAUGGAUUCUACGACGUUUUUAAGGCCUCACAAAUCAGCCUUCAGGGCAACUGUGAGAAUAUUAAGUUUUACUGAAUACCGGAAUACCGCUUGUGGCGAUUGUUUAUACUUAAAUGUCAUAAGUGAAUAUGUUGGUCAAAUACUUUGUUUAAAUGAAAAUUCUUAUGAAUGGUCGAUGA
Capsicum annuum is the source of this 1187-nucleotide messenger RNA. RefSeq names its product glucose-induced degradation protein 8 homolog. Gene Ontology annotation, biological process: cell surface receptor signaling pathway; cytoskeleton organization. The transcript is spliced from 7 exons. The coding region runs from base 242 to 889 and encodes 215 amino acids. Gene Ontology annotation, cellular component: cytoplasm. The record is from RefSeq and is a predicted model, not a curated record. Gene Ontology annotation, molecular function: protein binding. Lineage: Eukaryota; Viridiplantae; Streptophyta; Magnoliopsida; Solanales; Solanaceae.